UCAGGAUCAUUGAGUCAAUUAAGUAGGGAGGUAGAAAAAACUGUACUUUACUAAUGCUCGAUUGUAGGUUUGAGCUAGAAUCGAAAUAUUUGUAUUCUAAUUCAUGGAGGUAGAGAAAUUGUACUCUAAAUUUGUACUAUACUAAAUUCAAAAAAACUCCAGCGGGAAUCAAUUCGGUCAUUUAUUUGGCAACUUAAAGAAAAUAAAGUAUACGAAUAAAGUUGGAGCCAAAAGUGACUUGAAAAAUCUCACUUUGAAAAAGUGGCAAACCUAAAUAUUUAGUACAAUCGAGUUCAGAGACGGGACUGGAAAUCGCCGAUUGUAUUUUAUUGUGAGGGGUGGUACAAUACAAUUCAAAGUCACAAUAUAGUACAAAUGGCCAGAAUACAGUUUUUUCUACCUCCCUAGUAUCUACCCAUCAUUUCCAGAUAGAUAACCAAAAUUGUAUAACAAUGUCAUAAAUUAUUGAUAUAAAAAAUGCAAAUAUUUAUCCACGUGGAUCAACUAGGUCGCAUGUUCAGCAAUUUUUAAAUCGUUUUUCAAUCCCGAAUAUACGUGUCAGUUGUUUCCCUAUACGAGUACGAAUCUAAAGCAAUCUUAAGUAAGUAAAGCGAUAUAUCGGUAUUUGCAUAAUAUAGAACAGAUGGUUGGUCAGAAUAAGAAAAAAAACUGUGCGUUAGGCAAACUCGUGCUUCAACUUGUUCCAUCGAUAUAGUAGUUUUGGGUAUGUAGAUAGCAAUUCACACCUCACAAAUUAAUUCUUUUCCGUCACAAAGAAUUUCCUCCAACUGUUCAAUUUCCGCUCAUCAAUGGGAUGAGUCAGACCAGACUUCGUUUUAAAUAACUACAUACACUACAUCUGUCCAAUUAAUCUGAUUGUUUCCUCGCCUAUAAAAUAAUGACCGCAGGGUUCUCCUAACACAUACAAAACUAACUUCCGAAUAGCUCACAUCAACCAAAAUAUUCAAUUUUACGAUGAAAAUUGCUAUUGGCCUUAUCCUCGUCGCUAUGUCUUUGACAGCCAGCGAUGCUCAGUUCUUCCUUCCGGCGUCGAAUCCACUGUGGCAAUUGCUAGGUCGCCCGACUGAAUCGCCUAUCGUGAGAAAUCCUACGCUGGCCCGUCGCAGCAGCGAACUCAACAAUGCCUGUUGCGGAACAACGGCAGCUCCUCAAUGGCGGAAUCGGGUAUUGAACUUUCCAGCUGAAAACAUUUACUGUCGAUGCAACCCGGCCUCUACCGGAAGUAACACGUACAGAUGGCGCUGUGCAGCGAUCCCUCCAACCACAACGCGAGCUCCUACCACGGCUAGUCCUACCACUGCACCUCCGACAACUACAGUUGCGACUACGACCAGCGCCGUCCCAACCACGACCGUCAUGUUCUUCCCAUAAGUCAAAGAAACGGUACCAUAAAUGAUCCUGAAUCAACGUAGUCAUUGUAUUAGCUUCCUAUGAAAUUGUAACAUUGGAGAAAUUAAUAAAAUUAUAUUGGACUAUUUGC
Molecule: messenger RNA, 1501 nt
Organism: Folsomia candida
Lineage: Eukaryota; Metazoa; Arthropoda; Collembola; Entomobryomorpha; Isotomidae
Exons: 3
Coding region: 976-1392 (138 amino acids)
Source: RefSeq, a predicted model, not a curated record